Alosa sapidissima (American shad) is the source of this 1615-nucleotide messenger RNA. RefSeq names its product SKI family transcriptional corepressor 2-like. The record is from RefSeq and is a predicted model, not a curated record. The transcript is spliced from 4 exons. Lineage: Eukaryota; Metazoa; Chordata; Actinopteri; Clupeiformes; Clupeidae. Bases 1246 to 1521 code for a protein of 91 amino acids.
CCCAGCCCUAAUUGCUAACAAUGAACUGCAUGACAACCGAAGAGUUAACAUUUCGAUGUUUAAUGUUGAAGAUUCAGACAUUAGGUUGUUCACAUGAAGUUGUAAUAGCCUAGUAGUUUCCUGUUGAACCAAUGUAAUUAAAAUAGGGUAAUAAUAAAGAUUGUAACCACAAUGAAGUGAACUCCAUAAAGGAACUUGUCCUUUGUUUUUGUUGCCAUGAGAAGGUAGUAGGCUGCUGCAUUUGCGAGGCAUAUCUUUUAACAACCGGCAUCAUUGCAUUUCAUUUGGUCCACUGCAAUACCUUUGAUUUAUUUUGUAAACAUCUUUUUUGUACAUUGCUGUGGGUCAUUCCCAUUAUCUUUGUUCAUUAAUCAAAAUCACCUGUAAGGGUAAUUUAAACAUUUAAAAACAGUCUUAUAAAACAUGAUUUGGAAACUUGAGACAUAUUUGGGGGGGGGGGGGGGGGGGAGUUGACACCAAUUGCUUCUGAUUUCAUAAUGCAUGAAGAAGCCAUGCAUUGUUUAAUUUCUGUGGUAGAUACAUUGCAAGCCUGUAUUUAUGUUUCCUUGAAAAGUUCUGAAUGUAAAUCUCUGUUGUCUUGAUGGUUGUCAUUUCAUGUAAUGUGAAUGUAAUGAAUUGUCAGGUUAGGGUUAUGUUUAGGCCUAGCGUUGAGUUUUAGAGACUGGUUAACAUUGGGGUUGGGGUUAAGUUCAGGUAUCUGGUUAAGGUUAGGCAAAGUGUUGAGUUUUAGGGGCCUGACUGUGUGUGUGUUACACCCCACCUUUACGUGGCCCUUUAGGGGUGAACAAAAACCCACCACUGACCCCAAAUCCUAAUAAAUAUCAGUAACACCUUUUAAAAUUUACCCAACCAGUGGGAUUUAUUAAUGAAGAUAAACCAUAACAAAACACUACAUAGACAUGACACAAAGUCCAAAUCAAAAGACAAGACAAAAUCCCAGGCUGAGAGGCAACAAGACAGCCAGCAGUCCCCACACCAAAAGCCUCAAGACUGGGAACACAUUGACUUAGCUGACACCAGAAUUUACCUGGCCCCUCUAUGUGAGAUACAACAACUUGUGCAGACCUUCCUAUGGUGAAUAAAUGCUCUUUGAGAACAGUUUUUGUAUGACCAAUCACAAAAUCACAUGUACUACAUUGCUCAUUGCUUUUCAGGCUUUCCCCCUCAGUCCAGUCCUCUCCAGAGCCCUCCGCUGUGGAGCACCCAGAGUCUGGUCUUGAAAUCAUGGAUGACAGCAGCAUGGAUGACAGCGGCAUGUAUACCAGCGGUGGUGAAUCCCAGGCUACCACAAUAUUAUUCUCCAGGAGUGAGGGUGACUUUGUGUCGCCCUCUGAGUUUGAGGACGAUGGGCACAGCCCUCUUCCUUCUCCACCUCCACCUCCACCUUCACCACCACCCCAGGGCUUGCUCCCCAGACAGCCCAGACUGUGGCUGGAGAAUGAUAUGGAUGGCUACCUUGGUGACGAGGAAGAUAGCGAUGAGGAUGAUGAAAAUUUGUAAUUUUGUAUAUUCUUUAUCUUCUUCGGCCCUUAUUGCUUAGUUGUGCUUUUUAUAUUAUAUACUUUUAAUUACUUUUUCUGCUGCUAUUGAAUGU